Messenger RNA from Prorocentrum cordatum, 387 nucleotides. NCBI's taxonomy places the organism in Eukaryota, Dinophyceae, Prorocentrales, Prorocentraceae. The record is from the annotation of a GenBank genome assembly.
AUGACGAGAUGGUUCCGUCGCCAGAAGGGCAAGGACAGCCAGCUACUGAACGCCGCCGAGAAUGUAGCCAAGCCGUCCAAGCCAUCCCUCCAUAAGGUCCAGCAGCCUGUGCUCAAGCCGAAGGGCAAGGACGAGGAGAAAGCCGAGACCCGCUUCAUGGAGGCCUUCGCAAGGGGGGGAAUAACUUCGAGCAUCAGGAGGAUGACGACGACCUUCCCUCCCUCAGCUCCGACGGCAAACCGCUGCGCAUGGAGGAGCAAGAGCAGCAAGUUUUCCGCUGGCGAAUUCGAAACCUGCAGCGCCUGCUGCUCAAAGACCCCCAGCGGGCUCGCGCGCCGCAGGCGCAUCCGCGCGAGGUCUUGCGUGCAUUCCACUUCCAAAAGGUGA